AUUAUAUGAGUUAUCUUCAAAGAUGUUCAUCCAACUCAAAAUUAAAAAGUGAAUUUUAUUCCUAUAUCAUCCUCAUUUUCAAGCGAAGCACUUUGGCACUACCAAAUAAUAAAGAUGAGAAAUCAGACAAUACUCUGAAGGUAUUUAUAACAUGUAGUUAUUUUAUUGUAAAAGAAUACUUGCCUCCAGAACCUUUAUGCUUUGCUUCAUCUGCACAUAGUCAAUUAUAUAAUAUAAAGUUUGAUUAUGAUGCUUUCUUGCCUACCUUUCGUCAGCUUUGUAAUAAACACAGUGUCAUGUCGACACACGAUGAAAAAUUUGUGAAAAAUUCUUAUAGAAAGGUCGUUUCUAGGAAAUUACAAUCCAGCUUAUUGGAAGUAUCUUCGUCUUCAGUUCAGCCUUUGAUAAUGGAACAGCCAAUCCAGCGUGCGGUUAGUUCAUUAGAAUACCUGAAUGGGUUUUUCAGCCCAAGAACGUAG
This is a messenger RNA of Funneliformis caledonium, 479 nucleotides long. Lineage: Eukaryota; Fungi; Glomeromycota; Glomeromycetes; Glomerales; Glomeraceae. The record is from the annotation of a GenBank genome assembly.